CUUCGUUUGUAAUUGAUUGGUGGAAAACCGCAGUGUAGUUUGAGCUGGCGGCCAGAGCUAAACUAAGUUUGUUCGAGCAACGCACAUUACUAUAAAAUGUGUACGAAAGCUCUUAACCCGGAAUAUAAAUAUUAACCUAAUCUGUUUUACUAUUUCCUUUGCAUGCAGUUUGGCCCCAUAAAGCCGAGCACCCUGAGACAUGGGCGAGCCGACAACACGCAACUUUGCGACUCUACAAGAGGAGUUGGGCUUCUGGAAGGAGCAGGCAAAUGCACACCAGCAGAGGGCAGAUGAAGCUCAGGAGGAGCUGGAGGAAUUUCAGCAGAUGAGCCGAGACUAUGAAGCAGAGUUGGAAGCCGAGCUGAAGCAGUGUGAAGUUCGGAACAAGGAAUUGUUGCAGGACAACAGCAGGCUCUGUAUGGAACUGGAAAACAUUAAGGAGAAAUUUGAGAGCCACCACACUGAUACUUUUAAGCACAUAUCCACCCUGGAGGAAACUCUGGCAGAGACGACAGCAGUCAAAGAUCACCUGCAGAAAUAUAUAAGAGAGCUAGAACAGUCCAAUGAUGACCUUGAGAGGACCAAAAGGGCUACCAUCAUGUCUCUGGAGGACUUCGAGCAGAGGAUGAACCAUGUCAUUGAGAGGAAUGCUUUUCUUGAGAGUGAGCUGGAUGAGAAGGAGAACCUGCUUGAAUCUGUUCAGAGGCUCAAAGAUGAAGCCAGAGAUCUUCGCCAGGAGCUGGCUGUGCGUCAGAAGGAAAGGCGACCAUCCAGCAGCAUGGGCAAAGACCUGGAUCGACCGGACCUGACGUGCCCCUCCGCUAAUAACCCCCCGACCCCUGUUACCCCCUCCAAGCCUCCCAGCGCGUUCGCCACACCACCUGCAUCCAGCAUCCGGCGAGGUGAUGGUCUAACAGGGACUCCUCUUACAACAUCUGCAAGAAUAUCUGCACUGAACAUUGUUGGGGAACUGCUGAGAAAAGUUGGGAAUCUGGAGUCCAAGCUGGCCUCGUGUCGUGACUUUGUAUAUGACACAUCGAGUACCCGACCAGCGCUGGCAGCUGCCCCUGCUAGUCCUUGUGGGCUAGACGGUGGAGCUGACAUCCAAGCUAGCAGCAUGAGCCCUCCUCCACAGUAUGACAGCUUAGUGAAGCGGCUAGAGUUUGGACCAGCACCUCCACGAGGUGUCUCUCUGGGUGCUCAGUCUCCAAAGGGAGGAGUCAAGAUGCUGCUGUGAGAAACCUGCCCCUCCUAACUUCACCUCGCACCAACUCCCCUUCCACCUCCCAAUACCAUCAGAACUUUGAACAUUGAGCUUAUUGAACCUGAAACCCACUUUCUUUGCUCCCUUCUCCACAUGUGUGGAAUUCAGCUGCCUCAGAUUCACCUGUAUCACACCAUAUCAUGGGAUGUGGCACAACGUUUAUGCGUAACAUCCACCUUCACUCAUGUCCAUGAGUGAGGAGCUUGAAAACAUCACUGUAUUGACUUACUGCCUGGCUGUGAUGAUCACUCCCAUGUAACAAAUAUUCCAGACAUGUAAGUGACCCUAAUUUCAGGACCAUUAAAUGAUCUAAAUUAACAACACUAGGUUGUUGUUUGAGUACAAACCAAAGCUGUGAUGAGGGAAAUACAUUUAUAUUUUUUCAAUAAUGCAUUUUUUUUUAAAUUCUUUGAUUAAUUAAAUGGAUUAAUCAAUUUAUUUAAUUCAAUUAAUCAAUUAAUUUUCAUGUAUCUGAUGUAGGGCUGGGUGAUAUGGCAGAAAAAAACCUUUUUUUUCAUACCUUUCGAUCAUCACAAUUUUAUUUUUAAAACUUUUUUUAAAGAGUCCAUUUUUAAAGCAUCUGUACUCAAAACUAAAGCUAGAGAUUAGUUCAUUUUAUAAACUCCUUUUAACACUCCUCAGUCAAUAUUUAGAACUGUAACCCCAACAUGAUAUUGGCAUACUAAGCAGAUAAACAGUUUUCACACAACAGUGCAACGAAUGUUGAACAAUAUAAACAGACUAACAAGCUUUACAAAGAUUUACAAACCACCUGAAUCAUGAUCACACGAUUGAUUGGUUGCUUUGGUCUGGCGACCUCACCGCUAGCAGUGGCUAACUGCUAAUGCUACUUGUGCUGGCAGCAGUGAUCGGAAGGUAUGUAUUGAAUGCACUUGCGUUUUUAGGCUUUCCGCAGAAUCACCUGGGUGGUUUUUGUCCAGUCUCUUCCUUAUUGUUGUCAUGAACACUGACCUUAACUGUGGUGGUACUUUUUCAAAUUAAUAAGCAAAGUGUUGCCCGUUUUUGAAGGCAUCGACAAAGUGCCGUGAAAACGUAUUUGCUUCCUUCUCAAAUUCUCAUGUUUGCAGUUCCCCCACUUUAAGAUCAUCAGACAAAUAUAACCCAAGUGAACUUAAAAUACUGUUUUUUUUUUUAUUAUUUCGUUUAUUAAAUAACAAUUCAGUUACCUGGCCCUGUGUGGAAAAAGUAAUUUCCCUCCUUGUUAAAUCAUGACUUAAUUGUGGUUAAUUACAAUUUCUGGUCAAUUUUCACAUCUCACACCUAAGCCUGAUUCCUUGCAGACCUGUUCAAUCAAGAAAUCACGUAAACAGAAUAUCUCCUGACAAAAUCAAGUCAGACAAAAGAUCUAAAAAAGUUGCAACAAAAUUACAUGAUCCAAACAAUUGACAUCUAUCAAUCUAGAAAGGGUUACAAAGCCAUUUCUAAAGCUUUAGGGUUCCAGUGAACCAUAGGGAGAGGCAUUAUCCUCACAUGGAGAAAACAUCGAACAAUGGUGAACCUUCACAGCAGUGGCUGGCCUACAAAGAUUACCCCAAGAGAACAGCAAUGACUCAUCCAGGAGGACACAAAGGAACUCAGGACAACUUCUAAAGAACUGCAUGUCAGUGUUCAUGACACAACAAUAAGGAAGAGACUGGACAAAAAUGGCAUCCAGGGUAGAGUUCCAAUGCAAAAACCACUGCGCAUCUUUGCAAAAAAACAUCUGAAUGAUUCCCAAGACUUUUGGGAAAAUAUUAAAUGGACUGGCGAGAUGAAAGUUGAGCUUUUAGGAAGGUUUUGUUACACCUGGUUUCAGAAAAAGAACAUCAUACCAACAGUCAAAUGUGGUGGUAGUAUGAUGGUCUUGGGCUGCUUUGCUCCUUAAGGACCUGAACAAAUUGCUGUGAUUGAUGGAGCCAUGAAUUCUGCUCUUUAACACAAAAUCCUUUAGGGGAAUGUUCAGCCAAGUUUUUUUCACCUCAAGCUAAAGGACACUUGGGUUCUGCAGCAGGAUAAUGAUCCAAAACACCAGCAGAUCAACUUCUGAAUGGCUUAAAAAAAACAUGGUUUUGGAGUGGCCUAGUCAAAGUACCGACUUGCAGCUGAUUGAAAUGCAGUGGCAUGACCUUAAAAAGGCCAUUCAUGCUUGAAAACUCUCCAUUUUUGCUGACUUCAAACAAUUAUGCAAGGAAGAUUGAGCCAAAAUAUCUCCACUGAGAUGUGAAAAACUCAUUGCCAGUUAUAGAAAAUGCUUGAUUUCAGUUGUUGCUGAUGAGGAUGGCCCAACCAGUUAUUAGGUUCAGGGGUCCAUUACUUUUUCACACAGGGCCAGGUAACUUUGAAUAGUUUUUUUCUUAAUAAAUGAAAUCACCAUUUAAAAACAGCAUUUUAAGUUCACUUGGGUUAUAUUUGUCUGAUACUUACAUUAGUUUUAUUUUAAAGUGGAGAAACUAUGCAAAACUAUAAGAAUUUGAGAAGGGGGCCAAUACUUUUUCGUGGCACUCUACCUUGCACAUCGGCUAGUUAAUAACAUUGCUCCACUUCGCUUUGGAGACACCGGCACACAACCGAUGUUGCAAACUUGCGGAGUGGCCAGGGUGAAGAGUGGACGACGGUUGAGUCGGACCGGUAGUUUCGUUUUCCCGACUGACUGUUGUCACACACAUUCCUGCCGUGUUAGAUCGAGAAAUACGUGCACAGCUGAUAAUCGAGAUCGACAGGAAAUUCAUCAUGAUCUUUGAUCUCCAUCAUGUAAUUGCCCAGCCCUAAUCUGUUGCGUUGGAGCUUCAUUUGUGGGUUAAUAUAGAAAAAUGUUGCUGCCAGGGGUUGGUUUUAAACCAAUGCUGCCUUCCUCCACAUUAUUAUCUCUUGAUUUGGAGCGACUUUAAUUUUUAUAAGUGCACACACUCUACUGAAUGUAACAAUUGUUCUGUUAAUAACUGUUGACUCAUACGUCGGGACUGGGGAGGGAAAGCGAGCAAUAAUAUAGUUGAUCCGGUUAAUGAGAUUCACUGUUUGUAGUUUGACUAGUGUAUAUUUGAUAACCUUUUUCCUGCCUUUAUUUUUUUAUUUUUUUUUGGGGGGGGGGGGGGGACAAUUGUGAAAUAGGAAUUAGAAGAAAUAACUAUUUUUAAUAUGACUGUUUUCCCCCUUUGAAGCUGUUUCAGGUCAAAGAUUGUGUAUUUUGUUUUGCAUUCAAUUCCUUGUGGCCUUUUAUUAAUUUGAUGUGUUACACCAAACUCUGACCCCUGUUGAACUGCUUCAGUUUGACUUGUGAAAUUACUGAUCUCCACUGAAACAAAAGGAUAUCAUGGUCUUUUUUUGUGCAUAUAGAGCUUUAUUUUUGUGUGCAGGUGGUUCAACAAUUAUUAGAAAGAAAUUGUGCAAUUGUAAACAUCAGUUGAUUACAUAACUGUAUUGAACAGUCGAGAGUGAUUAGCAGUUACAAAUUUUAGAAUACAGACUGAACUGCUGACAGUUGUCAAGAAUGCAGCAAAUUGUACAAGAGGUGACCCUAAACCUUUGGUAACCUUUUAUAUGUAAAAGUAUGGAACAGUGAUCAUACAAAAUCUCAUAGUUGAGUACUAUUUAGGGUACAAAAAGCACACUGGGUGUAGACGACAUCUACAUUUCCAAUCUCAUACAUCAACAGCAGUCACAGGCAAAAAGACAACCGUAGCUGCAGUAGUUCCACAUUUACACAAGGGGACAUACUAUCCAAAUGUGACAUACAGUAUUGGCUCUGCUGGCAGGUUAGCAUGGUAAUUAGUGGCACCUAUUGUAUACAGAAUGUUGCAUUACUAGUCAUUCAGUGGAGCACUAAAUGGAAACAGUAAAUCACACGGGAGUGAUGGCACAAAAGAACCCCCUUGGUUGAUGUUUAGUUUAUCUAUUUGAUU
Messenger RNA from Phyllopteryx taeniolatus (common seadragon), 5163 nucleotides. RefSeq names its product nuclear distribution protein nudE homolog 1-like. NCBI's taxonomy places the organism in Eukaryota, Metazoa, Chordata, Actinopteri, Syngnathiformes, Syngnathidae. Gene Ontology annotation, molecular function: microtubule binding. The transcript has 9 exons. The record is from RefSeq and is a predicted model, not a curated record. The coding region runs from base 200 to 1237 and encodes 345 amino acids. Gene Ontology annotation, cellular component: centrosome; kinesin complex; kinetochore. Gene Ontology annotation, biological process: vesicle transport along microtubule; chromosome segregation; centrosome localization.